This is a messenger RNA of Ceratosolen solmsi marchali, 1543 nucleotides long. RefSeq lists its product as uncharacterized. Lineage: Eukaryota; Metazoa; Arthropoda; Insecta; Hymenoptera; Agaonidae. The record is from RefSeq and is a predicted model, not a curated record. Bases 307 to 1482 code for a protein of 391 amino acids. The transcript is spliced from 6 exons.
UCUGAUCUGAUUUCACUGAUAGUCUUUAUAUGCAAAAGAAAACAAAAAAGUCUAUACAGUGUUUGUAAUUUACAUAAAGAUAGGAAAUUAAUGCACUUUCAUUAGAGAUUUAUGAUCGAAAAAGUUUAAAAGUUAGUAUUAUGCUCGUACUACAUUUGCUCUGCAUAAUUACAAAUUUUCAUAUUUCACAAAUUUCUACAAUGAUAUAAAUAAUGAUAAAUGCAAUUAAUUCGAUCGGCCAAUUACAUUUUACUUUUUCUUAAUUCGUAGCUUAUUAUGGAGUUUAAACAAUAGAUCUGUAGAGUAAUGCACAAGAAAUCUAAAAGUGUUCAGUCGUACAACGAAGAUUAUGAAAACAAAAUUCUUAUUGAAAAAUGGAUGAAGCGUAAUUCUUCGAGUCAUGUUACAAUUGGACAAAAUGUAAUGAAGUUAGAUGAUUCGAGUAGGAAUGCUAUGCUAAUUUCAAAUGUAAAUGAUAUUCCUUUGGGCAAAUUAAAACCCAAUGUGUCAGAUACAACGAUUCAAAAAAUCGAUCAAGAGGCAGUAUCGAAUAAUAUUUUGAGCAAUAAACCAACAGAAAAACAAACUAAUGAUAUUCUAUCGAAAAAAAUCAAAUGUAAUAUUUUAAAACGUAAAGUAGCCAAACAAUCGACAAAAAGUACGGAUGUACAAUUAAUAAAAAAGCCUAUUGAUACUAAUGUUGUAAACAGAAAAUCAAACCCAGAAAAUGAAGAGAAAUUAGUUGCUCCAAAAAUCUCAAAAACUUCGUGUAACGUUAAAUGGAUAAAUAAUUCUACAGACAAUCUGAAAGUUGAUCAAAAAAUGAAUGGUAAAUUGCCUCCUACCAUGCAAUGUAACGAAAUAAGAUUAUCUUCUAUAGCUCAAGACAAGCAAAACGUAGAAAAUGAUAUGUACAAUAAAAGUAGUAUAAAAUAUUUACUUUGUAAGGAAAAAGAUGGGGAUGUCUAUACUAGUCUUCUCGAAAAUUAUCGAUAUCUCAUCACUCCUAAAUCCUGGUCAGUUAUUGAAUUCACGAGUGAAACAAAGGACCGAUACAUUGUUUUCUUCAAUGUACACGUAAUUAAGGAGAACGAUACUUUAAUAUCCGUGAUGAGAAAGAGUCUUAUCAUUAGUAAAGGAGCAGCGAUAAAUUAUUCCGUUCACGGACUACCCGUAGAUAUCAAGGGUACGAUACUACCAAAAGCUUUAGAUAAUACGAAAAAAUUACUCAGCAUUUUGCAUAUCUUUGACAAAAUGCAAGUAUGUGACGGGCUUGGUAGUGAUUUAAACAUAAUGCAGACUGAUUUUGUAUUUAAAGACAAUUGCCGCUAUUGGCGUCAUAAGCAUUGUAAAGUAAUUUUGGUAAAGGCAAUGCGCUGCUUAAUUUGCACAGAAACAAGAAAUCUUUUGUUAGAAAGAAAAGUUAUAUAUAAGGAUAAAAUAGAUGACACUUUCAACGGUUUGACUGCUAAGAAACAUUAAGCUAAAUUUAGAAUGAAAUUUUAAUUGUUUUAUAUUCAAAUUUUUGUAUGUAGAUAUAAUG